Messenger RNA from Zea mays, 3903 nucleotides. Its product is annotated as pentatricopeptide repeat-containing protein At2g29760, chloroplastic. Gene Ontology annotation, molecular function: RNA binding; protein binding; zinc ion binding. Bases 22 to 1779 code for a protein of 585 amino acids. NCBI's taxonomy places the organism in Eukaryota, Viridiplantae, Streptophyta, Magnoliopsida, Poales, Poaceae. Gene Ontology annotation, biological process: RNA modification. The record is from RefSeq and is a predicted model, not a curated record. The transcript has 4 exons.
CAGAUUGUCCACCCGUUUCUCAUGCCCACCCCCCGCCGCCACCUCUGCUUCCUCCGCGCACUCGUUGGGCUCCGCUCCACCGGCGCUGCUGGCUUUUCCUCGGCUCCUACACGCGGGUGCCCACUCCACGCCGCGCUAGCGCGCCGCGGCGCCCCCGCGGCCGCCGCGCUCGCUCUCUUUUCCAGCAUCCGUGCCGCGACAUUGCCGACCCCCUACACCUUCUCCCUCCUGCUCGCCUCCCUCGCCGCGUCCUCCUCCCGCUCCCGCACCCCCUCCGCUGCCGUCUGCGAUCGACUCGCUGCGGCGGGGCUUGCGCAUGGGCAGGCGCUCAAGCACGGCGCGCUCGCACACCCCGUCGUCACCAACUGCCUCCUCAAGCUCUACUGCGCGCUCGGCAUGCUCUCCGACGCGCGCAGGGUGUUUGAUACUAGCGGUGCCACCUCCCUGGACGCUUUCUCCUGGAACACGAUGGUGUCAGGGUACGGCAAGUGCGGCGACCUAGAGGCCGCGCGGGAGGUAUUCGUCAGAAUGCCCGAGAGGGGCCUGGUUUCCUGGAGCGCAAUGAUCGACGCUUGCAUCCGUGCUGGGGAGUUCAGUGAGGCACUGAGGAUGUUCGACCAGAUGAUGGGAAAUGGGUUCAGGCCAGACGCCGUGGUGCUAUCGAGCGUGCUCAAGGCUUGUGCGCAUCUGGGUGCUCUUGAGAGGGGGCGGUGGGUUCAUAGGUUUCUCAAAGCAGAGGGGCUUGGGAGGAGUCCGGAUAAUGUCAUGCUUGAGACGGCGCUUGUCGAUAUGUAUUGCAAGUGCGGGUGCAUGGAUGAGGCAUGGUGGGUCUUUGAUGGAGUCCAGAGCCAAGAUGUGGUGUUGUGGAAUGCAAUGAUUGGUGGGCUUGCGAUGAAUGGGCAUGGAAAACGCGCACUUGAGUUGUUCAGAAGGAUGCUUGAUAUGGGGUUUGUGCCAAAUGAGUCAACGUUUGUUGUUGUUCUUUGUGCGUGCACCCACACAGGUCGUGUGGACGAAGGUAAGGAGAUUUUCAGGUCCAUGUGUGACCAUGGCAUCGAGCCACGGAGGGAGCACUACGGGUGCUUGGCUGAUCUCCUUGGACGUGCAGGACUCCUGGAAGAAGCCGAGGCUGUGUUGCUGGACAUGCCGAUGGAGCCACAUGCAUCACAGUGGGGGGCUCUAAUGUCAUCAUGCUUGAUGCACAACAAUGUUGGUGUGGGUGAACGUGUAGGAAAGAAACUUAUUGAGCUAGAGCCAGAUGAUGGUGGACGUUAUGUUGUUCUGUUCAAUCUGUAUGCAGUUAAUGGUUUAUGGGAAGAUGCAAAAGCUCUUCGUAAGAUGAUGGAAGAGAGGGGAGCCAAGAAGGAGACAGGUUUGAGCUUUAUAGAGUGGAAUGGUUUAGUCCAUGAGUUCAGAUCAGGUGAUACAAGACACCCCCAAACAAGGCAGAUCUAUGCAUUACUGGAAGAUAUGGAGCAGAGAUUACAACUGAUUGGCUAUGUCAAGGAUACCAGCCAAGUGCUCAUGGACAUGGACGACGAGGAAGAUAAGGGAAAUACCUUGUCCUACCACAGUGAGAGGCUUGCAUUAGCAUUUGGUAUUCUAAACACUCCCCGUCACAUGCCUAUUCGAAUUGUCAAGAAUCUUCGAGUGUGCCGUGACUGCCAUGUCUAUGCCAAACUUGUGUCCAAGCUCUACCAACGUGAGAUCAUUAUGCGUGACCGCCAUCGCUUCCACUUGUUCCGUGGUGGGGUUUGCUCCUGCAAUGACUUCUGGUGACAAUGUUACUGACUAUUCGGUAUGGGCGUAUGGCAUAGUUAUGGACAUCAUUCUAAAAACAGCAACUAGAAAGGAUGAUCAUGACAUGACUAUUAUGUAUUUGGAGGAUGAGAUAGAAUGUGGUCAAUACCACACUUAGAAAAGUUGCCCCACAACAUCAAAUAUAAUCCUUGGCAUCGAAUUCACCAAAAUAAUUUGAUGGUCAGGUAGGUGCUGCAUCCUAAAUUCAUAUGAGCAAGUUGUCACCUUUUGGUGAUGACAAUUUAAUAGCAUGUAUUGGAAGCAUUCACCAUUUUUUGCUAUCUUUUUUAGCUUUUGGUUCUAGUUCUUAUGUUUAUAUUCAAUAGACCUGUUCAAACGUCAUGUCGGACCAAGGUCAGGUCGUCAGCCUGUUUGACGGGCUGGGUCGGGUUUUUUCGGGUUGAGUUGGGUUUUGGAUAAAAAAUAAUGGCUCAAAUCCGGCCGGUGAAUUAUUGCGGAUCAAAAAUUAUGGUCCUUACUCGCCCGUUGCAUUGGUCGGAUCGGGUCAGGUUUUUUCGGUUGGGUUGGAUUGGUCGGGUCGCCUAUAAUUAAGUAUAAUAUUCAAAUAAAUAAUGAUAGAUCUAUAGUUCUAUACAUAUAUAAAAUACAUACAGAGGAGUAUUAAGGAUAUCUGCACCGGUUAUGCGUACAGGAAACGCUAUGCAGAUCGAGUUACGGAUGCAUUAAAAAAAUCCUGCAGCGACGUACAAGUUUAGAGAGACCAAAAAACGUUAUUUGUAGGGCAACAUAUCGAAUGUAAAUCACAUUUUGGUGCAAAACUAUUAAAAAAGUUUUAAAAAAUUCUGAAAAAAAGCAUGAAUGUACAUCUAAGUUUAUCUCAUAUAUAUAUAAAAUUUUACGGUCAAAUUUAUCUUAUUCUAGCAGUUACAAAAAAGAUAAAUUUUGGUGCAUUUGAACUAUUAAUGUUUAUCAGAAAUUUUGUUUUUUUUAACUGCUAGAGUAAGAUAAAUUUGAUCAUGAAAUUUUGUAUAUAGAUGAGGUAAGAUUAAAUGUACAUUCAUGUUUUUUUCAGAAUUUUUUGAAAUAUUUUUUAGUAGGUUUGUAUGGGGUUUGCACAUUUGGUUUGCAUUCUAUAUGUCUCUGUUUGUAGCGUUUGCUUCAGUGCUAAGGUGGGACUGGAGGCGGGGCGGUGGCGAAUGCAACGGGAGAUUGAGAAGAGAGAGGUGAAAAUAAAUAAUAGAAUAUCUGAUAAUUAGUAUAGGGUAGAGAUGUAAGUUAAAUAUGAUUGUGGAAGUUUGUGAGAUAGAGUAGAAAAUCUCGCUGAUUAUGAUAGAAUAUUCGGUAAAGUGUGAUAGCCUAACAUCAUUCUCACGUCUUUUAGCACUUAAUUCGUACACCAUUGAAUAUUUAACUUCGUAGGUGCGAUUAUAAUUUUGAUUAAAGGGAUGUCACCAGUGUGUCCCGUUCUGUUCUUCUGCUGUGUUCCGUAACUUCCGUUAUUCCUAUUCUUUUCCAACGCGACUACACGUCUACGCCUCUCCUCUGCUUUCCCCUCUGGCCCUUCCGAUGGACUACUCGAGUGGCGCGACGGAGUCGGGGAGGGUGCGAGCACGUUGGUGCUACUGCCGCUGCUUCCGCCGUUGGUGCCGCUGCUUCUGCGGCUGCUACUGCUGCAACUGCUUCCCCGACGAGCCCCACGACGACCGCCGCGCCGCAGCGUACGCUUAGGCUCCUGGACUCUCCACUCGCAGUCGCAGGGAGAGUCGCAUAUAGGCAUAUGAGCAGUAUGAGGGAACUGGAUUUCUGUCCUCAUGUACACUAGGCAAAUGGCUACCUUGUUCUUCAAAUAGAUGUUGAAGAAGAUAUUACAGCUUCAGAGAAUCAGAGCUCUCUUUUUUGGUGCUUGUAAUGUUACAAAGAAGCCCCGACGAUGAUGUGAAUCAGAGUAGCACUUCGUGCAUUCUAAUCUGUGUACUGUGGUUCGCGAAACUAAGAUUGAAUGUGUCGAGUGUUUCUGUGUGGGCGGUUGUUUGCCUCUUCUGUACUCUGUUGUUCUUCUUCUCUGUUUAAUGAAAUAAUUCACAGCUCUCCUGCAUGUUAUGUUCGAUCGAGAGAGAGAGAAAGAGAAAAAAAAUGUUUGCA